AUGAGAUCUUUCCUCUCUUUCACCUUAAUGACCUGCGUUCUCGUCUUGGCCAUGUUGAUUAUGCCGGCCGAGUCCUCGUAUGGCCGGAAACCUGCUCCUCCGAUGGUUCCUUCGCCAUCACCAACUCCAAGUGGUGAAGGUGGUCACUUUGGUGGACCCAAGACGCCUCCACCGCCUCCAAACGCUGCCACUUUCGCCGCUUCCCCGCAAGAGGGAAGGCGAGAAGAAGAAAAAAGAAGGUGUUGGUCACUCUCCGCCGCGUUCGCUCUUUCAAAACUCGUCCCAAAAUCUGUAGGGGAAAUGAACCAACAAGGUGUGAAAUUGAUAAGCGGAUCGAGGGAUGUCUUCCGGAGAACAUUUGCAGCAGCAGCUAGCAAGGCCAAGAAGGGUGGCAAAGGAGGAGGCGCCACCGAUGCUCCCAAAGGAUCGACCCUGAGCAAAGAGAUCAAAUCCACGACCGUUGUUGGUGCUAAUACUCUCAAAGAUGGAUCUGAUCCCAAGAUCCUGUCCGACUCUGAUUACCCAGAUUGGCUCUGGCAUCUGCUCGAUAAGCGACCCGCGCUUAGUGAACUCAGAAGAAAGAACGUCGAGACUCUUCCCUACGAUGAUCUUAAACGUUUUGUCAAGCUCGACACUCGAGCCAAAAUCAAGGAGAACAACUCCGUCAAGGCCAAGAACUGA
This is a messenger RNA of Microthlaspi erraticum, 681 nucleotides long. NCBI's taxonomy places the organism in Eukaryota, Viridiplantae, Streptophyta, Magnoliopsida, Brassicales, Brassicaceae. The record is from the annotation of a GenBank genome assembly.